This is a messenger RNA of Scophthalmus maximus (turbot), 2975 nucleotides long. RefSeq names its product potassium channel modulatory factor 1 (gene kcmf1). Lineage: Eukaryota; Metazoa; Chordata; Actinopteri; Pleuronectiformes; Scophthalmidae. Gene Ontology annotation, molecular function: zinc ion binding. The coding region runs from base 462 to 1625 and encodes 387 amino acids. Gene Ontology annotation, biological process: synaptic signaling. The record is from RefSeq and is a predicted model, not a curated record. The transcript is spliced from 7 exons. Gene Ontology annotation, cellular component: plasma membrane.
ACUUCAUCUACCUCUCUUCUUUUAAUAUAUAUUAUUAUAGCUCCCACUGUCAGAGGAAAGGGAAAACUCCGGAGCACAAGGUGCCGUUAAUGCGCCUAUUACGCUGGUUGACAACCGCUAUUAAAAACGAAGAAGAGCAGUCGACAACCAAUCACGCGGCGAGUGCGCUCCGGCCCUGGAACACGGGCCUCAGCCGGAGCCGCAGCAGACAUACCUCGCCCCGUGGAGGGAUCUGAUGUGGCACAGCGCCACCUGGUGUUCGUCCGCAGGCACUCGGCGAUAAGUGACACUGGGAGGGGAAGCAGAACAAACUGUAAGCUGCUCGGGGAUCCAUCUUGCUCGAAAAAGAAACGAGGGUGAAGCAUUCUUCGCAGUGUUUUGCGUCUCGGGAAGCGGUAUCGGCGCCCCCUCGUCGAGCGCACCGGGGAGCCCGAGGAGGGGCCUGUGCCACUGCCUGUAGGAUGUCCCGACAUGAGGGUGUGAGCUGUGAUGCGUGUUUGAAAGGGAACUUUAGGGGACGACGGUUCAAGUGUUUAAUUUGCUACGACUACGACCUGUGCGCGUCGUGCUACGAGAGCGGAGCCACAACAACGAGACACACCACAGAGCACCCCAUGCAGUGUAUAUUAACCAGGGUAGACUAUGACCUGUAUUAUGGAGGAGACACUUUUUCAGUAGAGCAACCGCAGUCAUUCACAUGUCCUUACUGUGGCAAGAUGGGCUAUACAGAGACGUCCCUACAGGAGCAUGUCACCUCCGAGCAUGCCGAGACUUCCACUGAGGUGAUCUGUCCCAUAUGUGCUGCCUUGCCAGGAGGGGACCCGAACCACGUCACAGACGACUUCACAGCUCACCUCACACUUGAACACAGAGCGCCAAGAGAUCUAGACGAGUCCAGCAGUGUUCGACAUGUACGCAGGAUGUUCCACCCCGGACGAGGGCUAGGUGGUCCCAGAGCACGACGCACAAAUAUGCACUUUACCAGCGGCUCCACGGGAGGACUCUCAUCCUCCUCAUCACAGAGCUCCACUUACACCCCCAGCAACAGAGAAGCAAUGGACCCAAUCGCAGAGUUGUUGUCUCAGCUGUCAGGUGUGCGCCGUGCAGCAGGGGGGCAAAUCAACUCGUCGGGGCCCUCGGCCUCCCAGCUCCAGCAGCUCCAGAUGCAGCUUCAGUUGGAGCGGCAGCAGGCCCAGGCGGCACGGCAGCAGGUGGAGACGGGCCGCCACGCGACACGGCGCGGCAACAACCCGGGAAACACCGGCAGCGCCAUCCCUCCGCCCAACGCGGCGACUGCCAAUACUUCCACGGCGGGCGAAAGCAACCCCUCGUCCCACAGCUCCCAGUUCCUAUUAGCACGGUUGAACGAACCCAAGAUGUCCGAAACGGAGCGGCAGUUUCUCGAAGGCGAGCGAGCGGACCGCAGCCUGUUUGUCCAGGAGCUGCUCCUGUCGACGCUGAUGCAUGAGGAGAGCUCCUCCUCCGACGAGGAGGAGCGCCGGGACUUCGCCGACUUCGGGGCCAUGGGCUGCGUGGAUAUCAUGCCUUUAGAUGUGGCGCUGGAGAACCUCCAGCUCCGAGAGAGCCGCUCCACGGGGAAGGAGCCUCCGCCGCCACCUCUUUGAUGUCCGAGCAUCGAGCAGACUGUGUCCUCUCUGCUGCAACUGUCAGUGAUGGGCAGCAAAACCGCAGCAGUCCUCCUCCCCCUGGGCCUCACCCUCCUUCCUCCCUCUGUUUUCUGAGUUUUCUUCUUUUUUUUCUCCUUUUUUUUGGUGAUUGUAAUUUCAGGCCUGUCACCAUUUUUGUUACAUCGUAAACAAGAAUAAAUGAGAGCAAGUGGGAUAAAUGUACGAGUGCGCAGUCGCGAGCGAGAGGAGAGAAAUCUAUAAAUAUAUAUAAAUACAUAAAAUAUAUAUGAAGUUGAUAAUCAAUCCACAUAACUUUUCUUUUGUCAGGUAAAUGUUACAGGCGGCUGUGGCAGACCUUUGCUUCCUGUGACAUGUAAACGGCUCUCCGUAAAAAAUACUCCACAUUCAAAAGUCAAGAGAGCGUAGGCUCCUCUGAUGAAGCUGCUGUGUGUUAAUGACUAUUAAUAAAUAAAAAGUGCUUGGAUGGGUUACCAUAACUACUGCAUGCAGUUAUUUGCAGCGUGCAUGACUUUUAAUGACCUUAAAAAUCAUUAAAAACUGUUUUCCUUUUAUUAUUUUAAAUAUCCCAAAGCUUUCAACUGUUUUUAAAUGGUUAUUUCAAACAUGGUUAAGUAUAUAAUAAGAGAAAAUUGGAAUUGGAUUCUGCAGCAGCGUCUGAAGAAAUGCUGCGAUGUGUGUCUCUGCUCCGGUUUUGCCUUUUCCUCUCUGACGAAUGUCUGAACGUGUCGGCGGCUGCAGAGCGACGACUACAUGUAUCAGACGAAUACCAGGAACAGAAAAGAAAACAUCUCGCUUCUGAAUUGUUACUAGAUGUUAAUAUUUAGCGAUAAGCUGUUUAGGUAACAGUCUACUUAAUAAUUUAUAGAUAAGUACAGAUGCCCAACUAUCCAUUUUUUCCUUCACACACACGUUUCUAACGUUCACCAAGCCUAAUGCUUUAGAUGCUUUACUGGAUUUCUCUGUUGGGGAACGGGAGCUUGAGACUUUCCACACUGCAUUUUUUGUUUGUUUUGUUUGUUUUUUGUUUUGGGGUUGUUGUUUUUUAAGGAGUCAUCGUAUUUUUUCUGCUAGGGUUAGCACUUUCUAUUUAUUCAUGUUUGUUUUCUGAUAUAUUUUUUUUUGAGCCUUGAUAUGACUUGCGCCACCUUCAUGCCUAUACUUUUACCCUCUAUGUAAAAUACAAAGAGAUGUAUAUUGAAUUUGUGCGUCAAAAUUUCACAAUGGUUCUAAGACAUGGGCAGACCUUUUUUUUAAAAAAAACAACAAAACAUGUAAAUUUAGAAUACAAUAAAUAUAAACUGCGCACAGCUUUUGAUGAAACCAAGA